GGUGAGAGGAAAGAACUGCCUCUUUUAUGCCACAAGUCAAGGAAAUGAAACUUAAAUCCCCAGACCAAUCCGCUUCUGGAAGCCUGUACUUUCACUCUCAGAGCAUACACGAACGGGAGGCUCGGGAACUUGGAUCCCGCAAUCACAAAGAUGGCUUUACAGCAACCUAUUUGGAACCCGACCCUUCCUUUUACUGGCCCCAUUUUGGGGGGCUUGAGCGAAGGGAAGAUGAUUAUCAUCCAAGGCCAGGUCCGGCAUCCUGUGAAAAGUUUUGUAGUGAAUCUGGUGUGUCAGAACGGCGACAUUGCUUUUCACUUCAACCCACGGUUCACUGAAGGACCCGUAGUCGUGUGUAACACGCAGCAAAAUGGGCGCUGGGGACCUGAGCAGCGGGUCCGCAACAUACCCUUCCAGCCCGGAGUGUAUUUUGAGAUGAUCCUCAAUGUCAAGAGCCACUGCUAUCAGGUAUCUGUUAAUGGCAGCCACUUCCUGGAAUACAGUCAUCGCCUCCCAUUCCACUUGGUCCAGAAAUUGUUUGUCAAUGGGGAUAUCACUGUGAACUGCAUCAACUUUGUUGGCAAUAAUCCACCACCUUAUGCUCCUCCAGCUUACAAUGUCGUCACUGCUACCAAUGUCGGUGGUAUGUUUGCUCAGCCACACUUUGUACAAACAUCCAUUUCAAAGAAACAGAAGAGCAAGAAGACCCAGGGCUUUAGUGGAGUGACUUUGGCCAAUCCCGCUGUCCCAUUUUGUGCAGCCAUCCCAGGAAACUUCACUGAGUUCCGGAAGAUCGCAAUUGUGGGGAACGUGCCAUUUACAGCCAACAGAUUCCCUUUCUUUUCCUCCAGAUUCCACGUGAACCUGAAAAACAGUAUGACUGGCAACAUUGCUUUGCACAUCAACCCCCGAUUCAAAGAGAGAGUGCUUGUCCGGAACUCCUUCCUCAACGGCGCAUGGGGUCCGGAGGAACGGCACGGUCACGCCAUGCCUUUCUCACCUGGCCAAGCCUUCCAUAUGGAGAUCACCAACCUGAGGAAUAACUACAGGGUGAUUGUGAACGGGCAAGUGGUAUUUGAUUAUACCCAUCGAAUUCCUUCAGGACAGGUGGACCAAUUGGAAAUAGCUGGGGACGUGACUCUUUCUUGCGUACAGUACUGAUCAGUCUCUUUUUCAUGCACACUACUUCCAUGCACGCCUAUUGUGGAAGUAAACAGCAAAGCCAUGCAUUUGGAGUGGUGUUUACUCCAUCUGUCAUUCAAAAAUCUGCUAUACACUUCUGUAAACCUAAAACCAAUAUGCCUAUUAUAGCUUUCCAACUAGAGUAAGGCAGAAAUCAGUUCCAGAAAACUCAAGUACCCUUAUGGA
Messenger RNA from Anolis sagrei ordinatus, 1365 nucleotides. Its product is annotated as galectin-4-like. The record is from RefSeq and is a predicted model, not a curated record. Gene Ontology annotation, molecular function: carbohydrate binding. NCBI's taxonomy places the organism in Eukaryota, Metazoa, Chordata, Lepidosauria, Squamata, Anolidae.